UAUUCCGGUGAGUCUUUCCUUGCGGAGGUCAGGUCUCCUGAUCUUGGCGGUAGCCACCUUAGGCGUGUGAGGUCCUUUGAAAAAUGGCCGAGUCAGCCGACCACAAGGAACUGUUAGAAUCCAGUCAAGAAGAGGCUGGUGAUAAGGUAAUGAUGGAGGGGCCCAGGGAACAGCCGGAGCGCGGUGAAGAUGCCGCAGCUGGGCCUGGAGAUGAUGGGGAGCGCGGUGAAGAAGCCGCCGCGGGGCCUGGGGAAGAAGGGGAAAAAGGUGAAGAGGCUGCUGCUGGGUCCGGGGAUGGCGGGGAAAAAGGUGAAGAUGCUGAUGAGGACUCAGACCCAGACCGUCCAAAAGGACUUAUCGGUUAUCUUUUAGAUACAGACUUUGUUGAAAGUCUACCUGUGAAAGUUAAAUACCGUGUGUUAGCCCUCAAAAAGCUUCAAACUAGAGUGGCCAAUCUAGAAUCCAAAUUCCUAAGGGAAUUUCAUGGUAUUGAAAGAAAGUUUGCUGAAAUGUAUCAACCUUUAUUGGAAAAAAGACGUCAGAUAAUCAAUGCAAUCUAUGAACCUACAAAAGAGGAAUGUGAAUAUAAAUCAGACUCUGAGGACUAUGAUGAUGAGAUGUAUGAUGAGGAAGAGAUGUGUGGUAUUGAGGAGGGUCUGCUACAUGACUACAUAGAUGAGGAUGACUGUUGUGAAGAAGAUUAUUAUGAUUAUGCUAUUGAAGAGGAUGAUGAUGAUGAUGACGAUGACAAUGAUGACGACAACACCGAGGCAGCUGGAGAUGAGAAUAAAGAAGAGGAUCCUAAAGGAAUUCCUGAUUUUUGGCUGACUGUCUUAAAAAACGUUGACACACUCACUCCUUUGAUUAAGAAAUAUGAUGAGCCUAUUCUGAAACUCCUGACAGAUAUUAAAGUGAAGCUUUCAGAUCCUGGUGAACCUCUCAGUUUCACGCUAGAAUUUCACUUCAAACCAAAUGAAUAUUUCAAAAAUGAGCUAUUGACAAAGACCUAUGUGCUGAAGUCAAGGCUAGCAUAUUAUGAUCCCCAUCCCUAUAGGGGAACCGCGAUUGAGUAUUGCAUAGGCUGUAAAAUAGAUUGGAAUGAAGGAAAGAAUGUCACUUUGAAAACAGUCAAGAAAAAGCAGAAACACCGGAUCUGGGGAACAAUCCGAACUGUGACUGAAGAUUUCCCCAAGGAUUCAUUCUUCAAUUUCUUUACUCCUCAAGGAAUCAACUCAAAGGGAAAGGAUGGAAAUGAUGAUUUUCUACUUGGUCACAAUUUACGUACUUACAUAAUCCCAAGAUCAGUAUUAUUUUUCUCAGGUGAUGCACUUGAAUCUCAGCAGGAGGGGGUAGUUAGGGAAGUUAAUGAUGAAAUUUAUGACAAAAUUAUUUACGAUAAUUGGAUGGCUGCAAUUGAGGAAGUUAAAGCCUGUUGCAAAAAUCUUGAAGCAAUAGUAGAAGACAUUGAUCGCUAAAGCAGAGUGUACAUGGCCCUGAAAUUAAUUGCCCUAGAUCUAGUUACUCAAGUUAUAAGAAGUUAAUUACAUUCUUGUGUUCUUAAUUUUUCUUGUAGUGUCAGUUAAAAUGUAUGUCUCAGAAAUAUAAGAGAAGUUCAAAUACUAAUUCAU
Messenger RNA from Physeter macrocephalus (sperm whale), 1628 nucleotides. RefSeq names its product nucleosome assembly protein 1 like 2 (gene NAP1L2). Gene Ontology annotation, biological process: nucleosome assembly. The transcript has a single exon. Lineage: Eukaryota; Metazoa; Chordata; Mammalia; Artiodactyla; Physeteridae. Gene Ontology annotation, molecular function: histone binding; chromatin binding. Bases 84 to 1475 code for a protein of 463 amino acids. The record is from RefSeq and is a predicted model, not a curated record. Gene Ontology annotation, cellular component: chromatin; nucleus.